Messenger RNA from Drosophila suzukii, 2455 nucleotides. RefSeq lists its product as uncharacterized. NCBI's taxonomy places the organism in Eukaryota, Metazoa, Arthropoda, Insecta, Diptera, Drosophilidae. The record is from RefSeq and is a predicted model, not a curated record.
AACAAAUAGCGAAGCUUGAGCUCUCGAACAAUGGUUGUUGUGGUUGCCGCUGCCGACGUCGUUGAAAACAGCAGCAACAGCGGGAGCGACGCCAGCAGUGGUAUCGUAAGCGGUACCGCUGAAUCUCAACCAUUUGUCGGCUGUACACAAGCAACAGCGGUCAAUAACAAUCAUACUGAUAAGAACAACACUACAAAAACGGAUGCAAUAGAAGCGCAGCAGGUAGCGGAGAAUUGGCAUCAAGCAAAGGAUAUUCAGAAGAAUUAUCUUCGGCAGGAAAAUAAGGACAACAAUUGUGGCAACGAUAUCAGCAACAUCACCAACAAUAAUAUGACGGAUACGGCCAAAGGAACUGCAGCGACCAACACAAGCACGACUGGGUCGGAGGCGGUUAUGUCCACUAAGAGCGCAGUCAGCCAACGAAACAUAGAUAUCAAGAUAGAGAAGACCAGCAACAUGGAAGCAGCCACACAGCAGCUCACCAAGAAGGUCCUCAAACUGGAUCUUGCUGGCAAGAACCUCGACGAAUACUCACUUAAGUCGCCUAAGUCACCUAUAGCUGCACGUUUGCCGCAUCAGACAUCGCUGACGUCAUCGGUAGACGUAGAGGACCGAAAGACAUUACGAGAGGCCUUAUACCAGGGUAUAUUCCAUCGACAUCGCCGAACUAUCUUUGCCGUGGGAAGCUUUCUGAGGAUGUUGCGCAGCCGCAACUCGCAAUACAACACGAUACGGAGCUCGUCGGAGGGCGAGGAUGUCGAUGAGCAGCAGCCGAAGCAUAAUCAGCAGGAGCUGAAGCAAUCGCAAGAAUAUUUCCACCCGUGUGACCAAGAAGUAUCGACCGCAUCCAUAGAAUCACCGUCUAGACAGCAGCAACAAUCGGAUUCGCAUUAGAUGGCCUUGCUGCUUAAGUUUAAUUUUUGAUUUAUUUAUAAGCCCAUACGACAUUCACGUAUUAUUAACUGCUAUUUUACGAUUUACGAUCGUGCAACCAUGAGACUAGCCACCCGUUGUGUUAGCAUGUAGUGAGCCAUAUGAAUUAUGUAACUAAUACUAUUGAUGCCGGACUGUGACCUGAUUUUAUACCAAAACUAACAUCUGCAGAACACCAAAAAUACAAAUGACAUUCCCGAGGAACUGCUGCUUCAUCUCGUUCUUUACUUGAGCAGAUCGCCUUAUCUUAACUGCGACACAUUUAAGCUAAACUAAACUAAUACUUAGUUAAACUGAACCUAAGCUGAACUAGAAACUACUACUGAUGUACAAGCUAUAUGGGUCGUUCUUUUACAAACCGAACACCUUUUUUCGGUCACAUUUUUGAAUUGCCAGAAACUUUUUUUACGUGUACUAUUCGGUAAAUAACAAGUGAAUCAGGAUUUAAACGAAAAUUAUUUUUUUGUUUUUAAAUGUUCGUAAACUUUGUAAGUUUUUUAAAAUUUGUAAAGAACUAACUAAUUUUAAAAAGUUGCUGGGUUUCAAAAUCUAUUUUUCCAACUGUAGUAAUCCGAAUGACUUCAAUUUUGUUGUAUUUAAUCCUCUAAGACCUGUACUUUUGGACACUAAUUUUUUUAAUUUCUUAAAAAUAAAACAAAUUAAAUUUAGAAAAAAAAAUUAAGGGGUUCCACAUACCAAAAAAUGGUUCUUUUAAUUGUAAUUGUCACCUGCAAUCGGUUUUUUUUAGAGUUGGAUCCUUUUUUAUACCCGUUACCCGUAGAGUAAAAGGGUAUACUAGAUUCGUCGGAAAGUAUGUAACAGGUAGAAGGAAGCGAUUCUCGACCCCAUAAAAUAUGUAUAUUCUUGAUCUGGACACGAAAUUAGCAAAUCAUCUGUUUUCACUAUACGCCGCCAAGCCGCUAGGGACGCAAUAGGCUAGAUUCGUUAUCAAAGAAGAAGAUAUCAUAUCUCCAUCCCUCUCGCACUCCCUUAAGCUGAGUAACUGGUAUCUAAUAGUCGAGGCCAUCGACUGUAGUGUUUUCUCUGGUUUGUUUUUAAGUUAUUGAAUUGUUUCUAACAAGACCUCUAAUUUCUUCUACAAACGCACAAACGAACUAAAAAAAUAAUUUUUUUCGACCAAAUCCUGAUACAAGUGUUUACUUAUUUACCGAAUAGUAUACGCACAAAUAAUUUCAAAAAAAUCAAAAAUGUGAAAAAAUAUUUUUGUCGAAAUCCGUUUGGUUUGUAAAAAAAGGCCCAUAUACGUACAAAAAUCAAUCUAAUUGUAUGUUUUAGCGCCCCGCACUCUGUAUUUAGGUGCAAAAUUACCCCAGUCCGCCCCAUUUGUCGUUCUGUCGUUGAACACUAAUAAUAAAGUUUUAGCAGCUAUAAAACUGCUGUAGUCCGCUCUAUAACUUGGGAAUUAUUAAAAUUUUUUAUUUUCGUAUUAGUCUGUAAAUGCUUAAGGUCGAUUCCCGUCCAUUACCCCAAGAAUGUGCACUUUUUUCCAUUUAUAAUAAAU